This is a messenger RNA of Salvia miltiorrhiza (redroot sage), 516 nucleotides long. RefSeq lists its product as uncharacterized. The coding region runs from base 1 to 516 and encodes 171 amino acids. NCBI's taxonomy places the organism in Eukaryota, Viridiplantae, Streptophyta, Magnoliopsida, Lamiales, Lamiaceae. The transcript has a single exon. The record is from RefSeq and is a predicted model, not a curated record.
AUGACCGACAUUGGACUGAUGGCGUACUAUCUCGGUGUGGAAGUCAAGCAACUCAAAGAUGGAAUCUUCAUCACACAAGAAGGUUACGCCAAGGAAAUUCUCAAGAAGUUCAAGAUGGAGGACUGCAAGGCAAUCAACACACCAGUGGAGUGUGGGAUCAAAUUAUCCAAGAACGACGGAGGAGAAAAAGUGGAUCCGACAUUAUUCAAGAGCUUGGUUGGAAGCCUACGAUACUUAACUUGCACGAGGCCAGACAUACUUUAUGCCAUAGGGCUCGUGAGUCGCUAUAUGGAAAAUCCAACCUCCAUCCACUUCAAGGCAGUGAAGAGAAUACUACGAUAUCUCAAAGGCGCGCUCGACUAUGGCAUAUUCUAUUCAAAUACUGAUGAUUAUAAGCUUGUUGGCUAUAGUGAUAACGAUUGGGCUGGAGAUAAUGAUGACCGCAAAAGUACGAGCGGGUCGUAUUUUUUAUGGAAGACACCGCUUUCACCUGGAUGUCCAAGAAGCAACCCAUAG